AGGGACUAUUCAGGGUUCUCUUUUCUUACACGUAUCCAGAUUUUACCUGCCAUUCUUCCACAGGUCUCUAAAUGCACCACAUCCAUUCGGGAGCCUGCAUGGGUUGCUGUAACUGGCAUUGCAGGAUUCGAGCCCCGCGAAUUCAAAGAUACAGAAAAGGAGGAAUUUACCAGAUACCCCGGCACAUUGCUCAAGUUGCGUCGAUGGAUCGAGCAGAAUAUGAAUAAAAUAUACCCGCUCUUCCUGGCCAACUCCACGACUCAGGAGCAGUCGCGUGAACACUUUGAAACUUCCAUGCAGGGAAUUUUGAAGGACCCUGUGCUUGAGGAUAAACUUAUUCCGAAGUGGGCUGUGGGGUGUCGACGGCUUACGCCUGGAGUGGGAUAUCUAGAAUCUCUAAAGCAUGAAAAAACCAAAGUUGUUCAUGGUGAAAUUUCAAAGGUCUCGCCCGAUGGUUGUAUCAUGGAAAAUGGGGAAGAUUAUUCAGUGGACAUUCUAGUGUGCGCGACUGGAUUUGAUACUACCUUCAAACCGCGAUUCCCCUUGGUUGGUCCCCAUGGCCGACAGCUUGCAGACGAUUGGAAAGAUGAGCCGCGUAGCUACCUAGGAGUCGCCGCUCCCGGUUAUCCAAAUUACUACAUGUUCCUUGGACCAAAUAGUCCUAUUGGAAAUGGGCCAGUUUUAAUUGGAAUUGAAGCACAAGCCGACUACAUCUGCAAACACAUCACCAGAAUUCAACAACAAGGCAUCAAAUCAAUGGAAGUGACCGAAGAGGUAGUGGACGACUUUAUCGAUUUCAAAGACCAGUACAUGAAACAAACAGUCUGGCAACAAGACUGGCGAUCCUGGUAUAAAGGUAAUACAGCCGAUGGUAAGAUCGUGGCAUUGUGGCCAGGUGGUACAAUUCACUAUGUCAAAGCCUUGGAGAAUGUGCGAUAUGAGGAUUUCAAAGUCCGGUAUUUCGGCAAUCGCUUUGAUUAUUUCGGGAAUGGAAUGACGAAGAUUGAGAUGACGCCUGAUGCGGAUUUGGCCCGGUAUGUUCGAAAUGAGGACAAUGCUCCUAUUAUUGGGUCGAAAUUCACUUAUAUUAAAUCGUCGCCGGAUCAGACUUCUAUUGAUGUGUUGUCUGCGGAUGCCAAUGCAAACUAA
Penicillium cosmopolitanum is the source of this 1149-nucleotide messenger RNA. RefSeq lists its product as uncharacterized. The transcript has 3 exons. The record is from RefSeq and is a predicted model, not a curated record. The annotation marks the transcript as partial. NCBI's taxonomy places the organism in Eukaryota, Fungi, Ascomycota, Eurotiomycetes, Eurotiales, Aspergillaceae.